UCAUUUUCCAUAGAAACCACUGAGGCAGAAAGCGUCGCUCGGAAACAAAAAGCGGAACUGUAGUUUUGUUGUUCCGCAGCAGCGGCGGAAUGUUUUAUCAGACGGACCACACGGACAACUAGCCUGUUAGCUCCGCUGGAAACAAAACCAGACUCGGAUCAGAUCUGUGGUCCCCCUACCUGUCCUCCGGCUGGGCCUGAUUCAGUUAACCUCCACUAGACCAGCUGUCUGUCUGCCUGUCUGUCUACCUGUCUACCUGCCGGAGCAGCAGACCGUCCCGCUGAAGAUGGGAGUCCCCAAGUUCUACCGCUGGAUCUCUGAGCGGUACCCGUGCCUCAGUGAAGUGGUGAAGGAGCACCAGAUCCCAGAGUUUGACAACCUGUACCUGGACAUGAACGGGAUCAUCCACCAGUGCUCCCAUCCCAACGACGAGGACGUCCACUUCAGGAUCUCUGAGGAGAAGAUCUUCACCGACAUCUUCCACUACCUGGAGGUCCUCUUCAGGAUCAUCAAGCCCAGGAAGGUCUUCUUCAUGGCCGUGGACGGGGUCGCUCCCCGGGCCAAGAUGAACCAGCAGAGAGGACGCAGGUUCAGGUCGGCUAAAGAAGCAGAAGACAAGAUAAAGAAGGCUCUGGAUAAAGGAGAGGUUCUCCCUACGGAGGCUCGCUUCGACUCCAACUGCAUCACUCCUGGUACUGACUUCAUGGCCAGACUCCAGCAGCAGCUCAAGUACUUCGUCCACAACAAACUGUCCACCGACAAACUGUGGCAGAACGUCAACGUCUACCUGUCGGGUCACGAGACCCCGGGGGAGGGAGAACACAAGAUCAUGGAGUUUAUUCGCUCUGAGAACAGGAAGCCGGGUCACAACCCAAACACCCGCCACUGUCUGUACGGCCUGGACGCCGACCUGAUCAUGUUGGGUCUGACCAGCCACGAGCCAAACUUCUCCUUGCUCAGAGAGGAGGUCCGCUUCGGAGGGAAGAAGAACCAGAAGAGGAUCACGGCUCCAGAAGAGACCACCUUCCACCUGCUGCACCUGUCUCUGAUGAGGGAAUACAUCGACUACGAGUUCUCUGGCCUCAGGAAUCAGCUGGGUUCUGAUUAUGACCUGGAGCGAAUAAUAGACGACUGGAUCCUGAUGGGUUUCCUGGUGGGAAACGACUUCAUCCCUCACCUCCCAAACCUCCACAUCAGCCACGACGCCCUGCCCCUCCUCUACAAGACCUACAUCAGCGUCCUGCCCAGCGUGGGGGGUUAUCUGAACGAGAACGGACAUCUGAACCUCCGAAACUUUGAGAAAUACAUCGAGAAGCUGGCUGAGUUCGACCGGGAACACUUCAGCGAGGUGUUUGUGGACCUGAAGUGGUUUGAGAGUAAAGUAGGUAACAAGUACCUGAACGAGGCAGCAGGACUGGCUGCAGAGAAGGAGGCCGCCAGCCAGCAGGCCCUCAAGGACCACAAGGACCAGGACGGUCCCUCCUCAGAUAAAGUGUGUGUAGGAGGAAGAGGAGGCGAGGAGGAGGAAGAGGAGGACGACAUGUUUGAGACAGAGUUCAGACAGUACAAGAGAACCUACUACAUGACCAAGAUGGGCGUCGACGUGGUGUCAGAUGAGUUUCUAGCCGACCAGGCCAAGUGUUAUGUUGAAGGGAUCCAGUGGAUCCUCCACUACUAUUACCACGGCGUCCAGUCCUGGAGCUGGUACUACCCGUACCACUACGCUCCCUUCCUGUCUGACAUCAGGAACAUCUCGGGGUUAAAGUUGACCUUUGACUUUGGGAAACCCUUCAUGCCGUUCCAGCAGCUGUUAGCCGUGCUGCCUGCUGCUAGCAUGGAGCUGCUACCGGAGAGCUACAGGCACCUGAUGACCAGCGAGCGUUCUCCCAUCAUCGAGUAUUAUCCUCUGGACUUUAAGACGGACCUGAACGGGAAGCAGCAGGAGUGGGAGGCCGUGGUCCUCAUCCCCUUCAUAGACGAGCGGUGCCUGCUAGCAGCUAUGGAGCCUUAUAACCACCAGAUGACUAAAGCAGAGAAGGACAGGAACUGUCACACUGAGUGUGCUGUCUACUCGUAUGAUGCUGAAGCUGACUUCUCAUACACCUCUACGCUGCCUCACCUGUUCCCCGACAUCGUCCACUGCCAUGUCAGGAGAGAGGACGUGCGUAUGGACGCCUGGCAGGUUCCUCUGGACCACGUGAGCCGCAGCGUGGACCGCUCAGCGCUCUACUUCUGUGGCUUCCCCACGCUGCAGCACAUCAAACACAAGUUCUUCAAGAAGAAGAGUGGUGUGGUGGUGUUCCAGCAGAGCAGCAGAGGAGAGAACAUGAUGCUGGAGAUCCUCCACACACAAGACUCACACACGGUGUGUGAUGAGGUGGCGGCUCAGGUUCUGGGCAGGUCUGUGUUUGUGAACUGGCCUCACCUGGAGGAAGCUCGCAUCAUCGCCGUGUCAGACGGAGACGUCAGGUUCAGUCUGGAUGAGGGUCCGGGGGUCCAGAGAGUGUACGAGCGUCCCUCCUCGCCUCCUCCCACUAAAGUCUGCUGUCUGUCUGACAAGGAGCAGAAGGACUGGCUGAAGGACGUCCAGGGCAUCACGGAGCACUUCGUGAAGAGGAAAGGGAUCAUGGUGAACGAGACCUCGGUGGUCCUGUACGGCCAGCUGCUGUCAGGGAGGAAGUACGUCCCCAAAGCCAACGGAGUGGUGGAGCUGGAGAAGCAGUGGGCCAAGCAGGUCCUGCCCUUCGCCUUCCAGACCGUCGUCAAGGACAUCAAGGCCUUCUACUCGUCUCUGACCUGCUUUAAGAGUCUAGACGAGCUCUUCCCUCCAGCCACCACCGUCUUCAUGGUGGGGAACCCGUACUACGGAGCCAUGGGAGAGGUGCAGGACUCCAGUGAUGUCAUCAAAGAUGGCCGCGUCCGCGUGGUCUUCAACGUGCCUCAUGAACCACAGCUGGAGCCUUUGAUCCAGAACCAGCAUAAGUACUGUGUGAAGUACAGCCCCGGGUACGUCCUGGCCUCUCGACUCGGCAUCACCAGCUACCUCGUCUCCCGCUUCUCAGGAAGCAUCUUCAUCGGCCGAGGCUCCAAGAAGAAUCCGUGUGGAGAGCAGAAGGCCAACGUUGGCCUCAACCUGAAGUUCAACAAGAAGAACGAGGAGGUUCCUGGUUACACCAAGAGGACGGAGAAGGAGUGGCUCUACUCUGCUGCUGUGGAGGAGCUGCUGGCUGAGUACCUGGACAGAUUUUCUGAGGUUUUCAACAACGUGUCCAGAAACAGUCACGAUGAUGUUUUCUAUGAAGACGACAUCUGGCCUGAAGAGGAGCAGAACGGGGCGGAGAAGGUUUCUGAGAUCACGUCGUGGCUGAAAGGUCACCCGGUGAGCUCCAUCGGCAGGACGUCCUGCGACCUGCAGGUCCUCGACUCCGCCAUCGUGGAGAGAAUAGAGGAGGCCGUGGAGAAGGCCAAGGUGAAGAAGAGCACCAAGAAGGUCCGUGUGACAGUGAAGCCUCAUCUCCUCUUCAGGCCGUUGGAGCAGCAGCAGGGCGUGGUCCCGGACCCCGACUCAGAGUACCGGCUGUUUGACCGGGUCAUCAACAUCAGGGAGAGCUUCACCGUCCCACUGGGCCUCAGAGGAACCGUCGUCGGCAUCAAAGGAGCUGAGCGGGAGGCGGAGGUUCUCUACGAGGUGGUGUUUGAUGAGGAGUUUGCUGGAGGCCUCACCAUCAGGUGUGCGUCUCCUCGUGGGUACCGCCUCCCCCCCUGUGCUCUCAUCAACCUUUCCCACGGAGGACGAGUGGACCACACCUCCCACAAGCUCACCGCCAUCGUCAAGCCUCAGCCCGCCACCGCCGCCAGCUUCUCCUCCAGCCGCCAGAUGACGGGCCUCAACCACUCGCCACGCUCGCCAUUCAUCCCCACGCAGCAUAACAACAAGCAGCAGCAGCAGCAGCAGCAGCAGCAGCAGCAGCAGCAGCAGGUGGUGAAGGCAGCAGCCAAUAGGAACUCUCCCUCUAAAGGUCCCAUCCAGAGACAACAGGCCAAGGAGUACAACAACGUGUGGCAGUCCAUGCAGAACUCUUGUCCUCCUCUCAAACCUCCGGCUCACUGGCAACACGAAGGAGUCUCACAACAGGGCAAGAACCAGCAGGCUCCAGUUGGAGGAAUCAGACUGUUGAAGAAGAAUGAAGAUGUUAACUCUCUGUUCCCCACACACACUACAGCCAAUAAGGCGACCACUGAGUUUGAGGACCUGAUCGCCAGUCUGAAGAUCUCCAAGGGCAACCAGCAGACCCCGCCCCCCCCUCCUCCUCCCCAGGCCCCCAGCAGCCAAUCAGACGGCCCGUUGUCUCCUCAGUCCUUCGCCAUGAAGGGAACCUUGAUGCUGAAGGAGAUGCUGAAGAUUGACGGGGCUGGGACAGGAAGUCCCGCCCCCCAGGAGGCAGCGAACAGCGUCCAGCAGCAGAACAGGAGACGAUCCUCCAAGAAGCUCGCAGCCAACAUGAACUCUCCCCACGGAGACGCUCCCAUCAUGGCGUCCCCCGUCAUGGCGUCCUCCAACCUGUCCAACCUGUCCAACGCCGUGCUGGGCAGCAAGGUGUCAGAGCUGGCGUGUGUGUGUGCCAGACUGGGGAUGGGCCCGCCGGACUUCAGCUUCAUAGGCAACAGACAGACUCGUAGCGUGGUGUGUCAGGUGAAGCUCUCCAGUGGGUUGAUGGUUCACGGCCCUCAGUGCCAAUCAGAGAACGAAGCCAAGGAGAAAGCUGCCUUCUUCGCCCUGCAGAGACUGAACUCUGUGGGGUCCGGGUUCCCCCUCCCUCCGGCGCUGUUCCCUGGAGUGGCUCAGAUCAGACCCCCUCCUCUAGGACCCAUGCCCCCCGUCUUCAGCCAGCAAGGUGGGCUGCUGCUGCCCCCCCAGGGUUACGGUCCGGCCCCCAUGUGGGGUCUGCCGCUGCCUCCUCACCACCAGAACCAGAACCAGACGUUCUACGGGACAGGAACCUUCCCCGGAGCUGCUCGCCAGCAACCUGCAGCAGCAACAACGCUGCCCAUCGGAUCACACAACCAGUUUAUCCCACUACAGGUGACUAAGAAGCGAGUCUCGGCCAACAAGAAGAACCAGGAGACUCGAGAGUUCUACAGCGCCGCCCACACGGUGGCCAGGAACCAAUCACAGCGAGGCCAGAGCCAGCCGCCCUUCGACCAAUCAGCAGCUCCGGGCUUCGACCCGCCGCACCAGUACACCGUCAUCAACGACCCCGCCUCCUCGUCCACUGGUGGUGUAGGAGACGCAGCCGUCUCCAUGACGACGACGACGGCAGCCCCACACACCCCCCCUCGACAGAACGCCCCGGCAACAGGCCACACCCCCGGCUCCGCCUCCAAGAGGAAGCACAGGAAGCUGGCGGUCAACUUCGAGGCGGCAAAAGUCUCUGAGUGACGAGGUGUGUGUGUUUCUGUGUGUGUGUGUGUGUGUGUGUGUGUGUGUGUGUGUGUGUGUGUGUGAGAGAGAAAAGGUGUGUUUGGUGUUUUUAGCUGCUGUUUUUAAAUCUGACUCAUCUUCUCUGAUUAAACCUCAAACUAAACGAAUCCAAACACGACAACAAAAACACAUGAUGUGAUCUGAAACAUGAGACGAGAGAAACUGGAUCAGAAUGAUUUAUAUUUGAAUUUUUAUUACUUAACUCGAAUAAUUGCAUUAAAAACCUGAAUUUGAAUCACAACAUUUGUAUUUGCAUUGUUCAAUUUGAAUCAUAGCAUUGAAAAACGGAAUCUGAACUGUAAUUUGAAACUGAAUUUAUUAGUUUGGAACUGAAACAUUCAGUUUUACAUGUUUUUUGGGGUAAUUUGACAUAUUUUUGGGAUAAUUUUACAUAUUAUUAGGGAUAUCUUAAAAUUCAAUUUCAGUUUUCUGUGACGAACAUGGUGGUCGUUAAGGCAGAACAAUCGAUCACAGAUACACAGAUCGCAUCUUCAGCCAAUCAGCAGCUCUGUGUAUCUGGGCUCGAUUGCUCUGCCUUAACUACCAGGAUGUUCGUUAUAGAAGAUUGAAUUUGAAUUGAAAGAUGUAAAAUUACCCAUAAGAGAUCAAAAAUUAUACCUAAAAAAUAUGUAAAAUUACCCCAAAAAAGAUGUUAAA
Molecule: messenger RNA, 6139 nt
Organism: Centropristis striata (black sea bass)
Lineage: Eukaryota; Metazoa; Chordata; Actinopteri; Perciformes; Serranidae
Gene: xrn1
Product: 5'-3' exoribonuclease 1
Exons: 41
Coding region: 287-5440 (1717 amino acids)
Biological process (GO): nuclear-transcribed mRNA catabolic process; rRNA catabolic process
Cellular component (GO): nucleus
Molecular function (GO): RNA binding; 5'-3' RNA exonuclease activity
Source: RefSeq, a predicted model, not a curated record